Messenger RNA from Onthophagus taurus, 1797 nucleotides. Its product is annotated as chitin deacetylase 7-like. Gene Ontology annotation, biological process: carbohydrate metabolic process. The record is from RefSeq and is a predicted model, not a curated record. Lineage: Eukaryota; Metazoa; Arthropoda; Insecta; Coleoptera; Scarabaeidae.
ACUUAAAAUCGUUAUUACUGUUGCCAUUACCGGCGCCAAAUGGAGUUAGAAGGGCCAAGGAAGGGUUACCAAUCGAUUCGCAGUUUGCUAUUACGAAAGAGAAAUUUUCGCUCGUAAACGUAAAGCUAAUUGCCCAUCGAAAAUGUGAUGACUAAUAGAAAUACCUUUCGGACAUGUUCAAUCGCGCGUUUAUUUAAUGAAUUACCCCGCAAUGAAAUACUUUUUAAUAAGAUAAUCGAUUAUGUUAGAGGAUCCGGUCAUAACACGAUAAAAAUGCCAUCUAAUAAAUGAAAAAUCGUAUUUUUAUCAAUUAUCUGAUUCCAGCGGUCAUUUGUGUAUGUAUAUAUAUAACAGAGCGAUUUUUUUUGACCACAACAUAAAACAUCAAAAUGAAAUACUUCCUUUCAAUUGUACUUUUGGCUUCUUUAGCCUUCUCAUAUCCCUAUCCAUUCGCUGCUGAACAAUGUACUUCAACCGUUUGUUUGAUCGAAAACGGUUGCCAAUGCAGUUCCAUGGAUUCACCAAUUGAAAAAGAACAAACACCGCAGUUCGUUACGUUAGCAUUUAACGACGCUGUAACAAAUGCGAUUUACGAAAUGUACCUCAACCCAUUAUUGGUAGGCCGAACAAAUGCUGAUGGUACUCAAAUUGGAGCAACAUUUUACGUACCACAUGAAUAUACCGAUUACGAACGCGUGAAUAAUUUAUAUAAUAACAAUUUUGAAAUAGCUGUACAUUCAAUUAGUAAAAAUCCUCUGACGAGUUAUUGGCAAGAAGCUUCUGAAGAUUUGCUCUUCGAUGAAUUCAAUGGACAAAGAAUUGUGGUUUCUCAAUUCGCCAACAUUCCAAUUGAUGAUAUCAUCGGAGCGAGAACACCAAAUUUAGCAAUAAACGGAGAUACCACAUUCAGUGCUUACAAAAGAUCUGGAAUUCAAUACGAUAAUUCGUGGAGUGCUUUAAGUACUGAUCGUUAUUUCCCUUACACUUUAGAUUUUAAAUCUCAGCAACCAUGUCAAAUUGGUGUUUGUCCAACUGAAUCUUUUCCUGGAAUGUGGGUGCUUCCGAUGAUAUCUCAGGUUGAUUCAAAUUCGCAUCAAUGUAAUGCCCUUGCUGGAUGUUCUAUAAAUGCUGAAAGUCCAGACGACGUCAAAAAUUGGCUCUUGGAACAAUUCGAAAGACAUUAUUCAAGUGAAAGAUCACCGAUUACAUUCAACGUUAACUCAGCUUUCUUUGAAAUCAGCGAAUUCAAUUAUCCAGGUUUCGAAGCGUUCCUUGAUGAAUUAAGAAAUUUCAACGACGUUUUCGUGGUUUCCCAUAAAGAAGUUCGAGAUUGGAGUGCUAAUCCUGUUCCUUUGGGUGAAUACAUUAGAACCUCCACCGAUAAUAGCGCCUCUUGUUCUCCGGUGGUAUGUGAAUUAGUAAAAGACGAAGAACGAAGAUACAUGAAGAGUUGUUCUGCGUGUCCAGAAGUAUAUCCUUGGGUUGGAAAUCCUUUGGGCGAAAAAGAACCUGAACCUACUGAUGAACCUACAGAUGAACCAACAGAUGAACCUACAGAUGAACCAACAGAUGAACCAACAGAUGCACCUACAGAUGCACCUACAGAUGAACCAACAGAUGAACCAACGGAUACGCCAACGGAUGCACCAACUGAAGAAACCACUGAACCACAACAAGAAUUUACUAAUAAACCAGCUGUUCAGCCGAUUAAUCCAUCUGUAUCACCAGUUGAUAUAUCUAGUGAUUAUUCGAAUAUUAAACAGUGGUUGUUAGUUAUUUUUAUUAAAUGAUUUUUUU